CAAGGACAUUAGGGCUCUGAGACGAUCCAUAAAAAAAAAAAAAAAAUUCGAUCUUUACCCGUUCCGGAGAAAAUUGCAGUGCUCGAUGCUAAUGGAGGCUCAUCAUCUAUGGAUGGGGAGUGUAAGAUCUUUGCUUUUAACUUCGCCGCCGACAGUUCAACUCGCUUAACUUCCUUGUAAUCGGAGUUAUAUACAGAUACGUAUAACGAUGAAACUACUACAUCUCCAUUACUUGAACAAUCAGUCUCAGAGACUUGCAUUGGCGGCCCUUUUCGUUCUAUUGUUGCCGAAUAUCUUUCCCAAUUUCUUCGCUCCUUUGGGUCGUGCUUAUCCUUCCUUGUUCUCUGAAUGGAAUGCUCCAAGGCCUAAGCACUUGCGUCUACUACAGGGUGCUCUACAAUUCCAAAGUUCUGAGAAACAGCAGGCUGACCUGUGGUCUCCCUUGGCCAACCAAGGAUGGAAACCCUGCGUUGAAUCUACAUAUGUGCCUUUGCUUCCAAAGGAAUCCCAGCUGUAUAUUCAAGUAUUUCUCGAUGGAGGGCUAAACCAGCAAAGAAUGGGGAUUUGUGAUGCAGUUGCUGUUGCUAAAAUAUUAAAUGCAACACUUGUGAUUCCACACUUUGAAGUGAAUCCUGUUUGGCAAGAUUCAAGUUCAUUCACAGAUAUAUUUGAUGUUGAUCACUUUAUUAAUGUCCUGAAUGAUGAAGUCGCUAUAGUUAAAGAGCUGCCCAACAAAUACUCUUGGAGCACCAGGGAGUAUUAUGCUACAGGCAUACGAGCUACUAGAAUUAAAACAGCACCUGUCCAUGCAUCUGCUAACUGGUAUCUGGAAAAUGUUUUGCCCGUCUUGCAGAGUUAUGGAAUUGCUGCAAUAGCCCCAUUCUCUCACCGUUUGGAUUUUGACAACCUGCCUUCAGACCUCCAACACCUACGAUGUAAGGUUAACUUUCGAGCAUUAGUUUUCAUUCCCCCUAUCAGGAUGUUGGGGGAGGCACUCGUCAAUCGCCUCCGAAGCCCUCCUAGCAUAAACAGAGCAGCUGAGGCUGACCACCUGCUGGAGGGAGAAGGUGAUAAACAGGGUUCUGGAAAGUAUGUUGUGUUACAUCUUCGCUUUGACAAAGAUAUGGCUGCUCAUUCAGCUUGUGAUUUUGGUGGGGGUAAAGCUGAGAAACUGGCUCUUGCAAAAUACCGCCAAGUGAUUUGGCAGGGAAGAGUCCUGAAUUCUCAGUUCACUGAUGAAGAGUUGAGAAAUCAGGGGCGUUGUCCAUUGACUCCUGAGGAGAUUGGACUGCUAUUGGCAGCUUUGGGAUUCAAUAAUAAAACCCGCCUCUAUCUUGCUUCACACAAGGUUUAUGGUGGAGAAGCAAGGAUCUCAACGCUGCGCAAAUUGUUUCCGCUAAUGGAAGAUAAGAAAAGCAUCGCUUCUGUCGAAGAGCGGGCUAAGGUUCAAGGAAAGGCUUCUUUAUUAGCUGCUGUUGAUUAUUAUGUGAGCAUGCAAAGUGACAUCUUCAUAUCUGCUUCUCCAGGCAAUAUGCACAAUGCACUGGUAGGACAUCGAGCUUACAGAAACUUGAAGACCAUUAGACCGAAUAUGGUGUUGCUUGGCCAGGUCUUCUUAAAUAAGAACAUGGAAUGGUCAGAGUUCCAGCAAGCAGUACUGAAUGGGCAUAAAAAUAGACAUGGGCAAAUCAGGUUAAGAAAGGAGAAGCAAUCCAUAUAUACCUAUCCUGCUCCUGAUUGCAUGUGUCGAGCUUAACUGAUGCGAUCUUGGGGGGUCUCACAUGACUUGGAGAGUUUAGUUAGUGUGCUAGAAUUUGAUGGGGGAAAAAAGGAUCAUUCGAAUGAUGGAGGCAAUUUUUCUUGAAGGAAUGAUUGCUUGGAGGAACUUGUUCUUCUACUAAGACUACAAGUACCUUUUCAUAAAUAUAUUUUUGUAACUUUUUCAAGUUACAUUUGUUUUGCACCUUUUAAUUUUCUCUUUUAACAGGGUUUUUUCCAAUUCUCCAACUUUAAU
Messenger RNA from Ilex paraguariensis (yerba mate), 2014 nucleotides. Lineage: Eukaryota; Viridiplantae; Streptophyta; Magnoliopsida; Aquifoliales; Aquifoliaceae. The record is from the annotation of a GenBank genome assembly.